UAUCGCCACUUCGCAAUUGCUCGCCCGGCACAAAGCGCCAUGGCUACCGUGAGGGGAAUCCGUGCUCUCUAUGCAGUUGUCGCGCUGCUACUUCUCAUGGCCCUUCACACACCAGGCCGGCUGGCGCAGGCGGCCUUCCCAUACCGUUCCCUGCUCCAGACCUGCCAGCCCAGCGGCUCCAUCCCCGGCCGUUCCGGCAACUGCAACACGGAGAACGGCUCCGAGUGCUGCAAGAACGGGCAGAGCUACACCACCUACGACUGCUCGCCGCCCGUCACGGGUAGCACCGGCGCCCUACUCACGCUCAACAGCUUCGCCGAGGGCGGGGACGGCGGCGGUGCCGCCGCCUGCACGGGGGAGUUCUACGACGACAGCAAGAAGGUGGUCGCGCUGUCAACUGGCUGGUACAACGGCGGUAGCCGGUGUAGCAAGCACAUCGUGAUCCGCGCGACGAGCAACGGGAACACCGUGAGGGCGUUGGUCGUCGACGAGUGCGACUCCACCGUAGGCUGCGACAAGGACCACAACUUUGAGCCGCCGUGCCGGAACAACAUCGUCGACGGGUCACCGGCGGUGUGGGACGCUCUGGGGCUCAACACGGACGACGGCCAGGCCCAGAUCACCUGGUCCGACGAGUGAGCGACUGUGUAGCUAGCACCGCAGCUGCACCGCCCGGCACGUCUCGUGCUGCCAAUAUAUAUUAGUAGCCUAGCAGGGUACACCGAAUAAAAUCAUGCAUAGGAGCAUGAGCAUGCUAUUUAUGUCCCAUAGCUAGUAUUUGCAAAAUUAAAUAACUUCUGUUGGCCCUCACGACCUCAAGUUUCAGUUCACUAGUUGAAUUACUACUACUACUAUGUGUGUGCAAGUGCAAGUUGACCUCAUGUUGCCUUUUCUAUGUUAAAU
Molecule: messenger RNA, 903 nt
Organism: Sorghum bicolor (sorghum)
Lineage: Eukaryota; Viridiplantae; Streptophyta; Magnoliopsida; Poales; Poaceae
Product: ripening-related protein 3
Exons: 1
Coding region: 40-639 (199 amino acids)
Source: RefSeq, a predicted model, not a curated record